UUUUACCGUGCAACAUCAGAAUUUCAAACACAUUCUUCUGUUUCAUCUGCUAAAUGUCGGUGUUUAAGAGAACAAUAGAAGCGUUAUUCGCAUUUCUAGUGUAGUUAAAGUAAUAUUUAUAAGGAAGUGCAUACGGUAACUGUAAAAUUGCCGUUUUCAUCGUUUGGCAAAAAACUCUGGACCAUAGACUAGUAUACGGUCAUCGAUAAUCACAUGCCUAUAGCCUAUCAAUUACACAUCGGAUUACUAAACGACAGGAGCUAUUAAGGUCAGCAAUAACGCGGUGACUUAUUUAAAUAUAUCUCACCAUGACCGAUACAACUAAAGACAAGAUGCUACAAAGCUGGGCCAAUUACCUGUUGGGAGGAAGCCAAGAGAGCCAAGGAACGAUGGCGGAAGGGGUCAUAGAGGAAGCAUCACAUACCCCUACAUUAGACCACUUACUCAGGGGGGAUAUUGAUGUUGAACAUUCGGAUGACGAGUGGGUAUUAAUAAGCGCCGAUCACCUGGAAACCUCGGACGGUGACUUUGACGAAGUUGAGGUGACGUUGAGGAGGGUACCAUCAGUCCGCGAGUUACUAACGAGGACGAGUUCUUCGUCAUCUCUACAUAGUAACGACAUAGAUGUAGAGGAAUCAUGGUUUAUUACCCCUCCUCCGUGUUUCACCUCAACAGGCCCCUCCAAUAUGAGGAUUUCUCCCUUCGAGAACUUACUCAUAGAACAUCCAAGCAUGAGCGUUUACAAACACGCUCCAAGGAGAGGCUGCUUAAGGGAAAUACUCUCGCCUCCUCCUGUAAGAGAAACAACUCCUGAACCCGAAGAGGAGGAAGAUGAACUCGAGGUGCAAGAAGUUGACAAUGAAGUGGCCAUUGUCCGCAGGGUGAUUAGGAGGCACAGGAUGGAGGCACAGCUGCAGGAACGCCAGUAUUCUAAAUAUGUACAUUCAAGAAAAAUUCAAAACCAGAAGGCCAACAAGCCCCUGAAGAAGGCCUAUCUGGAACGCAACAAUAAGGCUCGUGAAGUCAACUGCCGCAACCAGAGGCAGAGACGAGGGGAGCGGUCUCAAGGGCCAAACCGCUCUCGCGCCAACAACAACCGCAAGUGCUGAGGACGAGAUGUCUUCUAUGAUCUCAUUUUAACCGUAACAAUUUUCACAACACGUUCAGAAAAUUUUGUUGACUGUUCAUAUUUUGAUUUUAAUUCUUAAGAAAACUGACAUCCAGCACAUUUUUGAGUCAUUCGUUUUGAAGAUGAUAAUAUUGUAAUAAUGGUAAAUGUAGCAAUAGUGGUUGUGCUGCAUGAAUCGAUUUCACAUCGCAUCAUCACAGAUUUUUUUCAAUUCAUAAUUACAAUUCGAACGAAAACAAGAAAAAAUUUUAUACUUUGCAUGUAGAUGAGUGUCGGAGUAUUAUCAUCAUAUUCAAUAUUAAUUUACUGACCAAAGAUUCAUAUUCACAAUAUCACAAUAACUGAUACAUGUAAAAAAAUAUCAGUGUAUAAUACUUAGAAUAUCGAUAUUGCAAAAUUGAAAUGAAUUUUCAUUCAUUCAUAUUUUUUUCUAUGUGUCCUAGAAAAAUAUCUGUUUAUCUUAUUUCUAUUGAUGGAAGAGCCAGUAUGAUUUUUGGAUCACUUCAGUUUAAUAUAAAAUCGUAGAACUUGA
Molecule: messenger RNA, 1661 nt
Organism: Coccinella septempunctata (seven-spotted ladybird)
Lineage: Eukaryota; Metazoa; Arthropoda; Insecta; Coleoptera; Coccinellidae
Gene: TP53INP
Product: tumor protein p53-inducible nuclear protein 1
Exons: 4
Coding region: 309-1109 (266 amino acids)
Biological process (GO): autophagosome assembly; positive regulation of DNA-templated transcription
Cellular component (GO): nucleus; autophagosome
Source: RefSeq, a predicted model, not a curated record